UCUUUCCUCACUCUCUUCCCUCAACGUCUCUCUCCAUCUCUCUCUCCUCCGAAUCCUUCAUUUUCCUUCCAUUCUCGCUCGCUUCAACAAUUUCUUCAACCUUUGAGCUUCCUACAAUGUCCGCGCUACAAAAUUAGAUUUUGAGCUUGGAAAUCAGAUUUAAGCGAUUCUCUGGUUUUUUCUUGAAUUUUUCGUCGGAAAAAUGACUGGUGCGUUUGAUGACGAAGUUGAGCAGACAGUUUCGAUCCAGGAGUACCUUGAUGACGUUGAAGAACAAGAGCUGGAAGCGGAUUUGGUUUUGGGAGGUGAUGAAGGCAAGGAGUGUACUUAUAAUAAUGGUUACAUGAAGCGACAAGCAAUUUUCUCAUGCCUGACUUGCACCCCUGAUGGAAAUGCUGGAGUUUGUACUGCCUGCAGCUUGUCUUGCCAUGACGGCCAUGAGAUUGUGGAACUAUGGACCAAGAGAAACUUUAGAUGUGAUUGUGGGAAUUCCAAAUUCGGAGAGUUCUUCUGCAAGCUUUCCCCAAAUAAAGAUGUAGAAAAUUUAGAGAAUUUGUACAAUCAUAAUUUUAAAGGUUUAUACUGUACUUGUGGUCGCCCUUAUCCUGAUCCAGAUGCUGAAGAACAAGUAGAGAUGAUACAGUGUUGUGUAUGUGAAGAUUGGUUCCACGAAGAGCAUCUUGGUCUUGAAUCAUCUGAUGAGGUUCCAAGAGAUGAGGAAGGAGAACCUCUGUACGAGGACUUUAUAUGUGGGGCAUGCUCAGCUGUUUGUUCUUUUCUAAGGCUAUAUCCUCAAGCAAUAUGGACAGCAGAGAGGCAGCACGCUGCUACUGGUGCUGCAAGCAAAGAUAAGAAUGUCAUGGAAGAUACACAAUCGGCUUGUGGAUCUGGAAAGUUGGAGAAUGAUAUUUCUCUUCCUGAGAAGGAUCAUGUACAUAAUAAUGCCAACUCUAAAUCUGUACCUUGUCGGAAGGGCUUGCCACUUGAAGAAAUCCCAGAAAAGGAUUCGACUUUGAGGCAGGGCACUACAGAUGCCAUUCCACAUGCUACCUGUGUUCUUGGUGUUGAUCUGGUGGUUGCUUGCCCUAAUUUAGAGAGGAAGCCGAUGUUUCUUUCAAAGAAUUGGAGGGAUGCCCUCUGCAGCUGUGAAAGAUGCAGUGAUUAUUACAGAGAGAAGGGCAUCAGUUUUCUUCUCGACAAGGAGGACAGCAUUGCGGAGUAUGAGAAAAUAGCAAAGCAGAAGAGGGAGGAAAAAUUGCUGCAACAAGAGGGGGAUGAGUUAAAUCUUCUGAAUAAACUUGGUCAUGUAGAGAAAAUGGAAAUUCUGAAUGGAAUUGCAGAUAUGAAAGAUGAGAUUCGUUCCUUCCUGGAAUCUUUUGAUUCAUCGAAACCAAUCACUUCUGCUGAUGUCCACCAGGUUUUUGAAAAUCUAGCAAAGAAGCGCAGGCGUGUAUAGUAAGUUAUUGUAGGAUAUUUGCUGCCGUUGCAUGCAUGUUUUAAUUGCAACCUUCAAUACUUAAAUCUAGAUUUCAGAAACUUCCGAAAGGCAGUUCAUGUUCAAGGCUUUUCUAAAGUACAAUGUUUUUCUAUACUAUUUGGACUUAUUAAGGACUAUAACUGCUGGACAUGAAGUAUUUCUGUAGUAGCUAAUGGAUCUGAGUGAUCUUCUGGCCACUCCUUUGUCUAGCUGAUGGCUAGGUGUCUUAACAUUCACGUGACACGUGCAAUAGAAUGAUUGUUGCGUAAUAUUUACGAUACA
This is a messenger RNA of Morus notabilis, 1759 nucleotides long. Its product is annotated as putative E3 ubiquitin-protein ligase UBR7. Gene Ontology annotation, cellular component: cytoplasm. The record is from RefSeq and is a predicted model, not a curated record. Gene Ontology annotation, molecular function: zinc ion binding; ubiquitin protein ligase activity. NCBI's taxonomy places the organism in Eukaryota, Viridiplantae, Streptophyta, Magnoliopsida, Rosales, Moraceae. The coding region runs from base 203 to 1456 and encodes 417 amino acids. The transcript has 6 exons.